Momordica charantia (bitter melon) is the source of this 1092-nucleotide messenger RNA. Lineage: Eukaryota; Viridiplantae; Streptophyta; Magnoliopsida; Cucurbitales; Cucurbitaceae. The record is from RefSeq and is a predicted model, not a curated record.
AUGAUGCUAAACAAUGCUGCCAACGGAGCCUUUACAAAGAAGACAUUCAACGAGAUAGUCGACAUCCUAAAUGACUUAGCUUCACAYAACGAACUAUGGUGUUCGCAAAGAUCUAGGGCAGCACCAAAGAAGCAAGAUCCAGCUGGAGUUUUGGCUCUAGACAUUGCGAGCUCGAUGCAAAAAGAGAAGGUUACAAUGAACCAGAGGCUGAAAGAGAUGGUGUUGGGAUUAAAAAAUCCAUUAGCCACGCCGAUACAACCUGUGCAGUCGGAUUAUUGCACUCCUGCCCCUGUUUGCCAAGUCAACGAUCUCAUUUGUUCAUUUUGCAGUGAAAACCAUAUUUAUGAUMAUUGUCCACAUAACCCUGCUUCCGUUUUUUAUGUAGGACAUGGGAACAAUAGGAACUUUAACCCAUAUUCGAACACCUACAACCCCGGUUGGAGGCACCACCCUAAUUUCUCAUGGSGAGGUCAAGGAGGUUCGARCGGUUUUAAUCAAGGGCAGAGCCAGCAGAACAAGCAGCCCUAUGUUCCACCUACACAGCAAUACAUCCCGCCACCGCAACAGCGGUACAAUCAGAGAACACAGACUCCACCAGUUCAAAAUAACAACUCAAAUCUUGAGAAUAUGAUGAAGGAGUACAUGGCCCGAACCGACGCAGUGAUACAAUCCCAAGCGGCAUCAAUGAGGAAUUUCGAGACCCAAUUGGGACAGCUCGCCAAUGAAUUGAAGAAUAGACCACAAGGUUCUUUUCCARGCCAUACUGAAUUACCAAAACGAGAAGGGAAAGAACAGUGCAAAGCUGUCACCCUUAGGAGUGGACUGGCAUAUGAUGAACCAACAAUGCCAACAGCAGAUGUACAGAUUCCGUCCACUGGACCAACUGUAAAGAUACCAGAGAAUCCAACAACACCAGAAAAAKAAAAUAUUAGAAAAGGUAAUGAGGACACCCCGAGUGUUCCUCCACAGAUUUUGGAGAAGCACAAAAAGGCCAUUGGAUGGACRAUAGCAGAUAUCCGAGGGAUAAGCCCGGCCUUUUGCAUGCACAAAAUCUUAUUGGAAGAAGAUACUAAGAACUCUAUUGAGAGUUAA